Molecule: messenger RNA, 10523 nt
Organism: Biomphalaria glabrata
Lineage: Eukaryota; Metazoa; Mollusca; Gastropoda; Planorbidae
Product: LIM and calponin homology domains-containing protein 1-like
Exons: 27
Coding region: 285-5714 (1809 amino acids)
Biological process (GO): regulation of cell adhesion; regulation of signaling
Molecular function (GO): protein binding
Source: RefSeq, a predicted model, not a curated record
CGAGAGAAGGUGCAGCGCGGGUUAUUGUAAACAUACAAAUUGUCUCCCGUUGAAAUUCUGUAUUUUUUAUUUAAAGUACUGUUUUUAUUGAUAUAAUGAAUACUUUGGAUAUUUAUAGGAUGUGCAAAGUGUUGUGUAUUAAUAGUAGUGACUGUGAAGUGUGUUAUCAACAAUAAAUCAAACAGUUCAAGUCUCGCAUGGACGCAGGAAAUAGAGCGAAACACAGUUCUAUCAGUGUAGGCUAAAGGUGCUAUUUCUUUGACCACUGGAUAUACUUUCUGAAGAUGGCUGAAGAUGACCAGGAAACCGAUUACGUUAUUAAAUUACGCGAAGAGGAAGAAAUGGAGUUUUAUAUGGACUUGGCUAUCCACGAGACAGAAAGGUGGAUUCAGGCUGUCACCAAGAAAAGUGUACAGUACCCGGAUGACACCAGAAAAUCUUUAGAAAAUGGCGUCCUUCUGUGCGAUUUACUCAAUUGCUUACAGCCUGGAGUCAUCAAGAGGAUUAACAAAUUACCUACGCCCAUUGCAGGCCUGGAUAACAUCAACGUAUUUUUGAAGACAUGUAAAAGUAACUUUGGUUUGACAGACGCCCAGUUGUUUAACCCGUCUGACCUUGAGGACCUAUCCCAGAGAGCCAUAGCCGAAACUGGCCAACUCAAAGAAGAGUAUGAUAAGCGACUUAUUAAUGUUGCUAUUACCAUCUUCUGGCUUGGAAAAUAUGCUUCUAAAAACUAUCACGGGCCACAGCUGGACCUGAGUGCAUUUGCUGCUUUUGUCCAUCUAAGGCAGAACACAGAUACGGUUGAGCGGGAAUAUCAGGCCCCAGUGCUGUCCUCCUCUCACUGGGAUUGGUCCCAUGGGAGUCAAGGCCGACCUGCCGCCAACUCCAGCAGUGUAGACUUGUCCUUCCAUCACACUCGAGAUAGUUCUUAUGACUCAUUUGAAAAAGAGUCUUUUGAAAGUUUGGAUGAGCCUGACAGCAAGAUGCCUAUGACCAGAUACAGCAGUGCAUCUGCACUGAACAAAACUAGAGACAGUCUCAACUUUCAUACAUUUGAUUCAAGCUACAGCAAUGACCGCAACAGUUCUCUUUACCGCAGCAGUCCAGAUCUGGCAAACAGCUCCUACCAUAGGAGGUACUCCUCCACUGACAGCAUGGAUGGAUCUCAUAACUCUGGUCACUCCAGGCAAGGAUCAGAUGCUCUUGAGAGCAACUAUGCCACAAGAAGGCUGAGCUCACAGUCCAACAGAAAGUCUUCAUCUAGCGCAGACCCUCUUCAGUUCGUUAAACUGAAGGGUGCCAAUGAUUUGGCCUACACUGCUGAAGUGCAGAUGCGAGUUGCAGCUGAAAGUAAACUUGGUGCCUCAAUAUCACGAGCCAAAGAUGAUGAUGCAGAUUGGCAAUCUGAUUUGAGCUCAUGGAAAAACCGCAGGAAAAGCCAGUCUGAGCGUACAUAUCAUUUACAGCAAGAGCUUGAACAAAAGGAAGAAAUCAAUCCAACCUCGGCACCUAAAACAUACUCUCAAAUGCAGGAGGACAGAGAAAGAAGAAGGAGUUCUGGACGCUCAUUUUAUCCCAUAGAAGAUGAAAAUGAUGAUGAUGAUGCCUUCACACCUGAAACAAAACUAGUUAGCAGCUCAUCAUCCAGCUUUACUCAGGCAAUACCCAAAGAUGGAGUUGCAGCAUGGGCCAAAGACUCCGAUGAUGAAAACCAAAAUGUUAAACAUAAUAUCACAAAAACUAAUGGAGUUAAUUCUGAUGAUCAAAAUGACAAAAAUAACAAUUUCAGUGACUCAAUUAAAGCCGAGGAAAAUUCAAACGUAUCUUCUAAAUCAUCAAGGUCAAGACUGACAGACAAACUUCGAGCUUUUGAUGAGGAUGAUAAUGACACCUUUUAUACUAAAAUAAGUGAUCAGGAUCACCGCGUUCCAAAGUUCAAAGGUGACUCGGAUAAUAAAAUUGUGGGAAAAAAUUCUAUCAAUUUAACGCAAAGUAAAGCUGAAGACAAAGGAUUCAGUAGUGAAAUUAGUUCUAAGUGGACUAAGGAUACCAAUGGUGAUGUUACCACCAAGAAAGAUAAUGAUGCUAGCAAUAAAAAAAGUGAAUCCUAUGGCAAGGCCAAGGAGAUGUUUUCAAGAAGUGAUUCUGUUUCUGACAGGGAUAAUAACUCUUAUCAGAAAAUCACAACUGUUCAUAAUGUAGGCUCAAGAACACAAAAUAAAAUUGGGAGUAUCAUGAAAAAUUUCACUGAUUCAGAAAACAAGGUUUUGGAGCCUAAACAAGGAUACAAUGAGAAAAUAGAUCUAAGUGCAAGGAAGAGUGCAUUUCAGAAGGAUACUUCAGAGUAUAAACCUACGCCUGCUCCUGUUCCUGCUCGUCGCAACUUUGGAUCAUUUCCUUCCAAAGAGGAAAGUGAUGGCAGCAGCUAUGAAAGUGAAGGGGAUGAGGAUGAAGAAGAUGGACGAAGGCAUGAAGAUUCCUUGGAUAGCAACAAAGAACCUUCUCCGUCUUCAUACCCACCUAUUCCUACAUCAAACCCACCCUCGGUCCCACAAAAGCCUGUAGCUGCUGUAGCUCCUGCAAUUGUCUCUGCGCCUCCAGUGAAGGCGGAUUAUAACAGUAAGAAGAAUCUUCUUGAAAAGACAAUAAUUAUAAGCCAGAAAGCUAACAAUGACAAAGGAUUUGGCUUUUUCUUGACUGGUGGGAUUGACAAUGAUGCCCCCAUCACAGUCAGCAAAGUUACUUUAGGAAGCAGUGCAGAUCUUUGUGAACUAAAGGUCAAGGACACUAUUCUCAGCAUCAACCACAUGGAUGUUUCAGAGAAGUCAACUUCUGAAGUUGGGGACAUUGUAGGCCGAGCUGUCAGUGCAGGCUACAUUGAGCUGAGAAUUUCUAGAGAAACUAAUGAAGAUGACUUUGAUGAUGAGGAAGACUUCUCUUCAAGUGAGGAUGAAGGUCAAUCUAAUUCUAAUCGCCAAUCAGCUGGGGAAAUCUACAUGAACAUAGAUAUGAAUAGCAAUACUUCUGUAAUGCAUCAGCUGGCUGCUGAGAAAGCCUGGCUUGAACAACAAAUAGAAGAUACAGAGAGACGAGAAGCUGAGAAUAGAAAACCGCAGAAGUUUUCUUAUGAGCCAGUCCAUACUGACCAGUCUAAUAAGGUUGAAGUUGAAACUCGGUUAACCCUUUCACUGGACAGAUCCCAAGACUCUUUAGAUGACUUGUCACCAUCUUCAUUCAAUACACGUCCAUCGCCAAGCUCAUCUCAGAUCCUAGAAGAUGACAGUGAUGGGUCUGGACCUCCAGCAAUUUUGCGCAAAUGGCAGCGCCAGCGCCACAAGGAAGAAUACACAUUUGACCCAGUUAGUGAUGCAAGUGAGACGUUUAAGAGAAUCAGCCUGAAUGCAUCACUUCCUCGACGAAACUCCAAUGAGGACAAGAAAGACUUUGACCGCUAUCGACUCCCAGAGACUAAUGGAACAUCAUCUGAGAGCUGGGAGAAACGGAUUGAAGAUUGGACCCAGCAACAAGACAAAAAGAGACAGUAUGUUAACAGUUUUGAUGUGACUGAUCAGGCCAAAAUAAAUGAAGAAAAUAAAAAAUUGCAAGAAAAAUAUGAAGAAGAUUUGAGAAAAGUUGAAGAAAGAAAGGUAGAGAAAAGAAAAGAAGAAGAUGAGGCAUUCAUAUCUCGCGCAGAAACUGCUAAAAUGCUAGAGGAGAGGAGAGCAGAAAGACGAGCCAGGAUACAGCAGACAGCAGCUGAGGCAGCAGGGACAUCUGUUCAGAGAGAACAGCCAGAAUCCCACACAACCUCUGUAACCCUCAGCAUUAACAAACAGCAACAGCCAGAGUAUGAAAACAUGUCAUUUUCACAUCCUAAACCUUUUGUUCCGUACUCACCCCCCUCCUCCACACUUAUCAUUGAUCCAAGAAAUCAGCAGAGGCAGAGUGAAAACUCCAUUCAGUUCCAAAUGAAAAUUGGAUCUCAGCCAUCUGCUGACAAAGAAACAGCUCAACUGUUGGAGGCAGAGAGGGAGCGUAUUCGCAUUGAGGAAAUGAAGAAAAUAGAAGAAGAGAGAAGGAGACUAGAAGAAGAGCAAAAAGCUAAAGAAAGAGAAAAAUUGCAGGCAAUAAGAGAAAAAGAGGAAGAAGUCAGGAGAGAAAAGGAAAAAUUAGAACUGGAAAGACAAAAGUUUUUGAAGGAGCAAGAAGAGUUUAAAAAAUUAAAAGAGCAGCAGGAACAGUUCCUUCAAAAACAGCAACAAGAACAGCUUCUUUUGAAGCAGCAGCAAGAACAGCUUUUUCUAAAGCAACAGCAAGAACAACUUCUUUUAAAACAACAGCAAGAACAGCUUCAAAAUCAACAAGAACAGCUUUAUUCAAAUCGGCAAGAAGAACCGCGUUUGAGAAAGCAGCAACAAGAUAGCUACAACUCAGCACCAAAACUUCAACCAGUAGCUGCAAAACGCCAAAGUGCUUCACCCAGUCUUAGAGAUAAGAGUUCCUCUUCUUACAACACUAGUUUCACAAGCAGCUCACCACCGAAAUUCACUAACUCCAGUCAACCAACUGUUUCAAGAAACAGUUAUACACUCAACACAGUCAAUGCUAAUCAUCAUCCUCCUCCAAAGCAGAAUGCCAUCCCCACCUCCAGGUUGUCCCGAAAUCUUGAGGGCAGCAGUGGAGAUGAGAGUGACCCUUCUCAGGCUGGCCACAGGUUUUCCAGGGAGCAGAUGCUUGCAAUGAAUAGGAGAGCAAAACCAAUGCAGGCUCUGCCUUCAGAAUCCAAUUCACAGGAAGCCACACCUAAAGAAGAAGAGGUUUCUAGCGUCACACCAAUUACAAGAGAAGCUCCUUCUAGAGUGGAGCUCCAUUCCUUGAACUCUGUGCCUAAAGCCAAGUUCCGUGACCCUAGUGAAAUUUAUGUUAAUGUGGGCACUACAAACCCAGCUCUUUCACCCAGGCAUACAGAACCAAAUAAAAGGUUCACUGCUCCAUGGAUGGACAAUAGCGAUGACAAAAAGAGGCACACUUUUUCUGCUUUUGGGGAACAUUGGCUAAUAGAGGAAGCUGAACGUAGACGGCUGGCUGAAUCAAGUAGUAAACUACCCACCACCAAGACUUCAGUGCACUCUUCAAAUUUCUCAGGACCCAUCAAACCUGCGAAUGAUAACCGUUGGCGAGGAGAUACCUCCAUGCCUCAGGCCAUUCGACAAACUCUUCUGCAGAAAACCUCUGGGCUAAGAGGCAGCACUCCUGACUUGGCCUUUUCCUCCAACACCUCUUACUCUUCAUCACGUUCAUCCUCCCUCCCUCCUAAUGAGAGCAUGACAUCACAGCACAAUCUAUCCAGCUCCCCCAAGGAGUACCAGCAGAACUACGCUUCACAAUACAAUCAGCAGCAACCUAAGUCGAGAUACUCCCAGCCUGACCAAGGCAGGGCUCCAGUUAAUGGCAAACAGCCCUGUUCUCACUGUAAUGAAGAAAUAGGUUUUGGAACUGCUAUGGUCAUUGAAGCCUUAGGGCUGUUUUAUCAUGUCCAGUGUUUUAGAUGCUGUGUGUGCCACACCUCUUUAGGGUCAGGGCAGCAUGGAGCAGAUGUCAGAGUUCGAGGUUCAAAGUUGCAUUGUCCCAACUGUUACAGCAAUGAUGAAGGUGUCAGAAAAAGUUCCCAAGCAUACCAUGGCCGUUUAAUCUGGAUUAAAGUUCAGUAAAGUCUAAAGAUCUUAUAGAUGGAUUAAAGUUCAGUAAAGUCUAGAGUUCUUAGAGAUGGAUUAAAGCUCAGUAAAGUCUAGAGUUCUUAGAGAUGGAAGUCAAGAUAUACAGAAAUUUUGUGUUUCAGCUUUAAAACAUUUUUUUGCUGUUUAUCCCAGCAAAUGGAAUGUGAACAUUUAAACCAUACAGUUAAACUUUGAAAAAAUCAAACCUAGUAGUUGUAUUAUCAGUCAUCUGUAACACUUGUAUUGCAUUUAUUGACCAUACAAGUAAAAACCAAAUUAUACACAUUUUAUUUUGGCUACUUUCUGAUUGUUAAAGUAUAUUUAUAAAUAUGUUAUUUCUUUUGUUUUUUUUAAAUUUCUAUUUAUAAUAUAAAAAACAAUAAAUUUAAUAAACUAUUAAACAUAAGUUGGUAUAAAUCUAUGCUUGGAUAAGUUUUAAAAAUAUUUCUGGAUACCCUGGUACAUUCUUAAGAACAGAUUCUGGAGAUUGAAUAAUUAAGAUAAGGAUCAACAUAUUUAAAUGCUUGCAACACAGUUAUAAGGCAUAUCUAGAAGUCUGAAGAUUAAGAAUGAGUGCAGUAUUUCAUAUGGCAAAGUAGAACUAGCUGUAAUCUAUAUACUUUGUCAAAUCCAACACAGAUAGUAACUGAUUUAAGUUCUCUUUUCACUGCGUUCACUUGCUAUCACCAGUAUUUCUUCUUUUAGGUCUCAGAUACCCCACAGCCUUUACAAGAGACUAUCAGCUGUCUAUUUUAGAUGCCUUUUACUGCCAGCUGUUAUACUCUAUUCCAGUUAGGGCAAGAUGGUGCCUCAGCUUCUCUUCCCAAUGUUUCCUGAACGAACUUCUCUUACCUGUCUCCAUAGAAGCUUUGCUCUUAUAAUCUUGAUAUUAGGCUGUUAUUGACCAGAAAUUUAGAACUUCCAUUUUCUUUAAAGAACGCUGUAGAUGUAAAGAAUAGAUGCAUACAUGGCUAUAUGAGUGCUGAGAUCCAUCUUUUUUCAGGCUUUUGUUGUUGUAAAAGUAUUGAGACAUUAACCUUAAUGUUAGAUGACUUUAACCCUCAAAUUACAUUUGAAUUUGAAAACAAUACAUUAUACAUGUACUGUUUAAUUAUGUGUUUGAGAAAUAUUUAUAUGUUUAUCUGUUCAUAACUGCAUUUUUUCCUAUUCAUUUUUAAGGAAUAUUAUGUUGUUUUGAAGAUUUUUCUAUUUUAAAGUGUUAAAUAAAAUUAAAAUUUUACAAUUGCUUUUAUUGUGACUUUAAAAAAUAAGGAUAUAAAUUAUCAAUGACAUAAGGUCCACAAACUAAAAUAAUGUGUUUCCAUUUGAAAAAACAUGUUGACAAAUAACAUCAGAAACAACAGAAUGAAGUACUGAAUAUUUUGUAAUGGACUAAAGAGUUAAUCUGUAUUUGUUUUUUACAAGGUUGGGCUUAACUUCUGAGCAAUGAGUGGUAAAUCUAGAAAAACUACACUUUUUGUAACAUUCUUUAAAAAAUAGAACAAUAUUUAAAAAAAUAGAACAAUAUUUCUAAUUUAAAAUUUUCAAAUAAUUUUUGAACAAAAAAAGCUUUAACAAUACUCAGUUCCUUGUAAAGGCCAUAUGCACUGUAUUAAAUGCACUUUCGUUUCAGAAAAUAAAAACAGUUAAAAAGAGCUGUACACUUUUUUAGUUUUCCUAACAAAUGAGAGACAAUGAACCCUUCUAAAAGGAAAGUCUAACAAAUUGCUGAUAAAUUUCUAUCCCAACUUACCCCAAUCGUAGGCUAUCAUAAACAAUGCAUUCUAUCCCAAUAUUAGUGAAUGGGUUAGGAUAAUUUACUCAUUUUCUCACACUGAACAAUAUUUUUUUUUACAAUGUAAUCUACAGAUAAAUAAGCCCAUUAGCCACUUCUAUAAUAUUUUGGUACAAGUUUUAAUAAUUUAUACAAUAUUUUAAGAAGCACAUAUAAAUUAUUAAUUGUGUUCAAAUCCUGUGAUGCAUUUUGAAAAAAAAAAUGUUCUCAUUUUUUUUUUAAAAUUAUAAUCUGUUCUAUCUUUGACAUCAUGUAAACUAUUAAAUUAUUUGAUAAAGUUAGGUAAAGAAUGACACAUUUGUUCUAGUUUCAUUUUCAAUUUUAGAUAAGUUUUCAAACAAUGUUUUUUUACCCUUACAAGCUUCUAGUUUUCCUGUCCAUUUGUUGUAGCCAUAUUUUUAUACUUAAAGAAUGUAUUGUCUUGAGAAUGUCCUUAAAAAAUGUCUUUCAAUUCAAAUCAUUUCAUUUACUUUUGUCAGUCAGAUGUUAAAUUUGUCAGUGAGAUGUCAACUUUUGCAGUCCAAAAUAAAAAUAUAGUUACAUCUUUUUGUUUUGUCUGUUGCAUUACUUAUUAUAUAUUUCGAUUAUUAUUGAAGCUUUAUAUUUAAUUGUAUAGAAAAAUAAAUAAUUUUUCUAGAAUAAUUGUAUGGUUUUUUAAUAUCUAGAAUUGAAAAUGCAAUCAAAGUGUAAAGUUUAUUAUGAUAUGUUUUGUAUAAAUUUGUAAAUAGUGGAUGGUCUGUUUUUGUAACUGACAUUAAUUGCAGGAUUGUUAUAGUAGUUUAGUUUCAGAUUUCAAAAGGAUCCUUGUUGUAGUGUUAAGUUCAACGAAUGAAAGACUAGAUUUGACUUAUAAUGCUCGGAGCAGCCCUACAGGAACAAUUAUAUAGUAACUAUACAACCAAAUCAUUGGCUGCCACAGCAUGAGUGAGAAGAUAAAUAUUGUCAUUUGUAAAUUUUUGAUGACCCCAAGAAUUUAUUUUUGAAAAGCCAUUUUAUUAAAAACGCUGGCUUGUUUAUAACAUUUAUAUAGUUACCAUCAUAUGUGUUGAUUAAUAAAUUAUCAACCAUUAUACAUUUAUGCAUAUAAACUUGCCCCUCUAGCUUUAUGAUAAACCAGAUGAACAUAUGCAAGUAAUAUUUUCAGUUAGAUACUCUCUAUAUGUUACCUAUAUUCUUUUAAUAAUCCUUACUGGUACUACAAUACUUAUAUUGGGGUAAACUCUAGUUUGUUUUACUUUCAUUAUCACUGAUCAAAGUCUCAUUCCUUUGUGCUCACUGAGUCAUUAAUACUUGAAAAAUUAAUUUCAUAUAUAAUAUAAAAUUUGUAUUUUGAACCUUUCAUUACACAUUUGUUAACGUGUAUGGUAUAUCUAAAUGUAAAAUAUUACAUUUCUAUUUUUCUUCUUUUGUUUACAUUCGACUAACAAACAAAAAAAUUAUUUAAAUUCUUUGUUAGCAUAUUUUCUGUAUAAAAGUUAAAUAAAUAUUAAGUUAUAAUUUGGAGAAAAUGGUUAAACCAAGCUUGUUCAAUGAGUGAUUGGAACUUUCCCUGUGUUUUUUUCCUAACUUAAUUCUAGCCAAUUUUUAUUAUCAUGAAAUCAUUUAGGAGAUUGAAAUACUUUGUGUUCAUUUUAUUAUUUUUUCUUACCUGUUCUCACAUAUUUUGUUUUGUGCAAAAAAGAGACAGUGUGAUAGUAGGUAGGUGUGAGUAAUGCUUAGAUUCACUCAAGUUCUGGAAAACAUAUAAAUGGAAGAGUGUUGCUCUUUCUAGUAAAGUCAAUACACAUGAACUGGUAGUCUACUAUUUAGGAUUUUGUACUCACUCUUGUUCCAUUUACUUUUGACUGAAAAAUCCAAUUUUGUGUUUCUUUGUUAGAGUUUUUGAGAGCCGUUAGCAUCUAUGCAUGUGUAAACUAGAUCUAUGAGUGUGGAACUGAGUAGACUAAAGCUAUAUAUAUUUGAGUGUAUAAGCAUCUCAUGAUUUGUUCAUUAAUAAUGUUUUGAUUAUAUUUCAAGUAUAAACUGUACAGACCUGACCUUAUGGUUGCUAGUGUAAGGACAUGUUUAGCUAGCUACUUGAGAGACUAAUUCUGUCUGUUUCUGAAUAAGACAAAAAUUCUUGGAAUAACAGGUUCAAUGAAUGUACAUUUGUUCCUUUUAAAUGCUGAGUUCUCUAUUCUUUCAUAGCCUCCCUUAUGUUUAAUACAUUUCAAAGUAGAAAAGUUCUUACAAUAAACCUAGAUUUCAAUCAAUUAAAAACAAUCUUAUUUAAGGAUGAGCCAACAAUAUUUGAUUUAACUAUCAGCACACAGGCAAUUUAAACAUUUGAUAUAUAUUUUUAAAUUAUUGUUUUGCCUUUCACUAACACAAUAAUUUUUAAAAAAUGUAUAAAUAAGUACAAGAGCACACAAGAACUAGGACUUAUAGUGAUAUAAAAACAACACUACGUUUUAACUGCGCUGUACAUUAUUACUUCCGGAAAAUAGACCUUACUCUUAAGUUAUGAAGUAGUCAAGUCUUUCUUUCUUCUUGAUUGACUCACUUGGAGUGCACUGAUGAUUGGUUUAAUUAUUCAAAGUUACUUUCCCAGAAUUGGGUCAAUAUCUACACACACAAAACGUCAGGCACUAUUCAUACAAAGCAUCUCCAUAAUGCUAACAGUCGAUGCCAACAUAACAUGCCAGUUAUAGCCAGUUCGAACACAGACAUACAUAUACAGCUAAUAAGAUUUUGCAUGUGUUGUGCCAUUGAUGAGAAGGCCGAUAUCUUAAUUAUUUAAUACAUGUCUGGUUCUUUCAAAAUCAAUAAGCUUUCAGUCGUCUGUUCUUUCCAAGAUGACAAUGCCCCUAUUAUCUCCCCUCUAGUGUAAUGCACUUUAUAUGUGUUGCUUGUAUUUUCUAACAUAACUUUAUUUUUGUACUGUUUAAACUGUAUACACUACAUUGUUUAUUAUGUACAUUGACAUAACAAAAAAAAAUACAAAUAAAUUAUAUCUAUAUAUUUAUUAA